AUGCUGGCACCCCGGUGGCUUACGACGGCGAUUUUCGUGUUGACCUAUAUUCAAAAAUCCGGCGGUGACUCUCAGAAACAACCCGUAUGCCUUGCAAGGGACUGGAGGGAAGCCGUAGUUCCUCUGAAAUGGCCCACCUGUGUUGAAACGCGUUGGGAUCGAUGGCCGAACGGUGAACUGACGACGACACCGACACCAGCAUCUCAUAAUAACCUGAAAUCUACCAGCGGAUCAAGCUCGGUCUCGGUCUCCAUAACGGUAGAGCCAGGUCCAGCGUCCUCGUUGGCGGAUCAUGAAUUGGAUACCGAGUCACCGCUCGACAACGUGAACUUUCUCUCUUUUGAAGACUGGAAAAAACAAAAUCUCGCUAGGGCAGGACAGUCGGCGGAGAAUAUCGGCGGCAACCGGCGGGCCGGGACCGCAGAGAAGGACCGUCGACGACCUUUAGGUAUAAACAAUGCGCUCGACUCUCUAGGAGACGAUGUGGAGAUUGAGCUUGACUUUGGCGGCUUUGGGGCCGAUGCGUCAGAGGCUGCAAAAACCGCGACUGACUGGGUUACUCAUGUUCCUUCGCGUGGAAGCGGCGGGGCACAAGUAGUCCCGGAUGGAGGCCGUGACACGGCCGAGGCUUCUGGGCAGGGUGUUCCUCAUGCAGGAGGUGAGCGGUCAAAAGAUGCUGGCACUACUUGCAAAGAACGGUUCAACUACGCGUCUUUUGACUGCGCCGCAACAGUGCUCAAGACAAACCCCGAGGCGAAAGGAUCGUCGUCUGUCUUGAUUGAGAAUAAGGAUAGCUAUAUGCUGAACGAGUGUCGUGCACAGAAUAAGUUUUUGAUUCUCGAGCUAUGCGAUGAUAUUCUGGUGGAUACUGUUGUUCUCGCCAACUACGAGUUCUUCAGCUCGAUCUUCCACACUUUCCGCGUCAGUGUCGCAGACCGCUACCCUGCGAAGCCAGAGCAAUGGAAGGAGCUCGGGAUUUAUGCAGCGAGGAAUACUCGCGAGAUACAAGCCUUCGCAGUUGAGAACCCGCUUAUUUGGGCGCGAUACUUGCGAAUCGAGUUUCUAACGCAUUAUGGAAACGAGUUUUACUGUCCGCUUAGUUUAAUUCGUGUUCACGGGACGACAAUGUUGGAAGAAUACAAGCACGAUGGAGAGGUGAAUAGAGCUGAGGAAGAAUUAGCUGGAGGUGUGGCAGAACCAGCUUUAGAGACAGAGACUGUCACGGAAGAUGCCACGAAGACUGAAGUGCCGCCGCCGGAGGCACCAAGUUUUCACGUCGUCAACUCUGAAAUACGCCCGUCAAAAAUAUGUCCGAAAUUUGUUACUAGUGUUGAGCUGGCAUUGCUCGGUUCAGUGAAUCCUCAAACGUGUGGCAUCAAUGACACCUCGGAAGAGUCGCCCGCGACUGAAGGGAAUAAGCCAGUGCUUAGCAAAACUUCAUCAAGUCCAGUUAUACCUUCAGCUGGCAAUGCUGCCAAGGCUGCUUCUCCUGAGGCUGGAGAUUAUAAAGCCUCAGGCUCUUCUGGUGUCAAUCCUCCUAAUACUGCGGAUACUGCCGCCUCCGGUGCGGCUUCGUCAGAAACAGAUUCUCACAAUGCCACUUCUGACCAAGAUACUCGUUCUACAGCUGCCUCUAGAGAUGAGCAGGGUGUUGAGUCAAUACGAACAACUACAACGCAACCGCCGUCCGCAAACCCGACAACACAGGAAUCUUUUUUCAAAUCGGUCAACAAGCGCCUGCAAAUGCUGGAAACAAACUCAAGUCUGUCAUUACAAUACAUUGAAGAGCAGUCACGGAUUUUACGAGAUGCAUUCAACAAGGUUGAGAAAAGACAGCUUUCUAAAACCUCCACGUUUCUGGAAAACUUGAAUGUGACCGUGGUCAAUGAACUAAAGCAGCUUCGUGAGCAAUACGACCAGGCGUGGAGAAGCGUAGCGCUGGAAUUUGAGCAUCAGAGGAUUCAGUACCAUCAAGAGAUACACUCCCUGAGUGCUCAGCUCGGAGUUCUCGCUGAUGAGAUAGUGUUUCAAAAACGAGUGGCUGUUAUUCAGAGCAUCGUGGUGCUUCUCUGCUUUGGUCUUGUGCUUUUCACCCGCGGCGCAGUUGGCAGCUACAUUGACUUUCCCAGCGUGCAAAACAUGGUCUCACGGUCAUACAGUCUACGGCCUUCCUCGCCCAUCUUGGGGUUCGGGUCUCCCCCUGGAAGCCCCGGUUCGACGCGACCGACAUCAUCUUAUCGUACCACCCCCGGUCAUCGUCGACAGGUCUCACAAGACUCACAGGACGGGUCAGUCAGUCCAACUAUGUAUGCCCCUCCAACCCCAACUUCGGACGACUCGAGACUAGGACCAGACGAACGAGGGACUACAUCUCCAUCCCCGGAGGGAGCUCGGUCAUUAGCUGAGGUCGCACCCCCGUUGCUAAGAUCGAACAGUAGCCCACCCGAUUUGAACGGAGAAAAUGAAGGAGGGUGCGAGAAAAACCACGAGGACCUGGACUCUGACCCAGAAUGUUCUGGCUUUGAAACUGGGGGCGAUGACACGUUGGCAGAAUCGCCGGUAACUGUCAUGAUGCAACAAUUUCAAUGCCCGACAACUAAAGAAACUUCAAUCACAAGCCUCAAAAUGAACUCUAACCCGCUGACUGCCCGCUCGCCCAACACCCACCUCGCCGUUUCCAACGAGCAGGACCUGAAGACCGCAUCAUCAACCACCGAUCUGAUGGACUACCACCGUCAGAAACUACAGGGGAAGAUUGAGAACCAAGACAAACAACAAGCAAGUUACGUCUCUCCAUCCGACGACAUCAUGAGUCCUUGUUCGAAGAAGUUGAGCGAUCUCAAGGGAAAGCGAUUUAAAAAUGUAGAGCAAGACGGUAAAGGUGAUGAAUUCCCCCUAUCGCUCAACCCUUCGUCAGCGACCGGGCCAAGAAGACCCUGGAUCUGGUACUUCCCCGCACCAUUACCCCGGCUUGCGGCCUCCACUCCGAACAACCAAAAGUCUAACCAACAAGAUCAGGUCGAAGAAUUCGUCGAGAAAGAAUGCAUCCCCGCCGAAGCUCUUUUUUCCGCGCAGCUCGGCACCGGUGAGCAACGAUGGAAGACCAACCCUGCCGUCAUGGAGGAGCUCAAGACAAAGGCGAAGAAGAUUGGUCUAUGGAACAUGUUCCUCCCUAAAAACCACUUCUCGCAAGGUGCUGGGUUCAGCAAUCUUGAGUAUGGGCUUAUGGCGGAGUACCUGGGGAAGAGCAAGGUUGCGAGUGAGGCUACGAACAAUGCCGCGCCUGAUACGGGUAACAUGGAGGUUUUGGCCAAGUACGGCAAUGACCAACAGAAGGCGCAGUGGUUGACGCCUCUGCUGGAGGGAAAAAUCCGGUCUGCGUUCCUCAUGACAGAGCCAGAUAUUGCUUCUAGCGAUGCGACGAAUAUCCAGCUUGACAUUCGGCGCGAAGGGAAUGAAUACGUUCUCAAUGGCUCGAAAUGGUGGUCCUCAGGUGCCGGAGACCCCCGCUGCCAGAUCUACCUCGUCAUGGGCAAGACCGAUCCUCGCAACCCAGACACCUACAAGCAGCAGUCCGUCCUUCUGGUACCUGCAUCCACACCCGGCAUCACCAUCCACCGCAUGCUCAGCGUCUACGGCUACGACGACGCCCCUCAUGGCCACGGGCACAUCUCCUUCAAGAACGUCCGCGUUCCGCUAUCCGCCAUGGUUCUCGGCGAAGGCCGCGGCUUCGAAAUCAUCCAAGGCCGCCUAGGACCUGGCCGUAUUCACCACGCCAUGCGGACAAUUGGCGCCGCCGAGCGCGCAAUCGACUGGCUCAUUGCACGUAUCAAUGAUGACCGCAAGAAACCCUUUGGGCAGCCGCUCUCCUCACAUGGGGUAAUUCUCGAGUGGCUCGCCAAGUCACGUAUCGAAAUUGACGCUGCGCGUCUGAUUGUGCUUAAUGCGGCGAUUAAGAUCGACCAGGGCAAUGCUAAGUUUGCGCUUAAGGAGAUUGCGCAGGCGAAGGUGUUGGUCCCGCAGACUGCAUUGACGGUUAUCGAUCGUGCUGUGCAGGUGUAUGGCGCUGCGGGUGUGAGUCAAGAUACGCCGCUGGCUUCUCUGUGGGCGAUGGUGAGGACGCUGAGGAUUGCAGACGGGCCGGAUGAGGUGCAUUUGCAGCAACUUGGAAAGAGAGAGAACAAGUCGAGACGGGAGGAGGUUACAAAGAGAGUGGCUUGGCAGAAGGAGCAGAGUGACAGGAUCUUGACUGCGAAUGGGUUCUCGAAGUUGAAGAGUCUUCUCUAGCUUUGGCUCCUUCGAUAGCGUUGUGACGAGCCUUCUAUCACAUACAACUCGCAAUAAGAAAUAUAAG
Molecule: messenger RNA, 4354 nt
Organism: Aspergillus nidulans FGSC A4
Lineage: Eukaryota; Fungi; Ascomycota; Eurotiomycetes; Eurotiales; Aspergillaceae
Exons: 8
Coding region: 1-4287 (1428 amino acids)
Molecular function (GO): long-chain fatty acyl-CoA dehydrogenase activity; flavin adenine dinucleotide binding; oxidoreductase activity, acting on the CH-CH group of donors
Source: RefSeq, a predicted model, not a curated record